Messenger RNA from Capra hircus (goat), 2202 nucleotides. RefSeq names its product potassium voltage-gated channel modifier subfamily G member 1 (gene KCNG1). The coding region runs from base 283 to 1827 and encodes 514 amino acids. Gene Ontology annotation, cellular component: voltage-gated potassium channel complex; membrane. The transcript has 3 exons. Gene Ontology annotation, molecular function: delayed rectifier potassium channel activity; protein binding. NCBI's taxonomy places the organism in Eukaryota, Metazoa, Chordata, Mammalia, Artiodactyla, Bovidae. The record is from RefSeq and is a predicted model, not a curated record. Gene Ontology annotation, biological process: potassium ion transmembrane transport; regulation of delayed rectifier potassium channel activity; protein homooligomerization.
CCCUCGGCGGCGGCCGCGCGGCGCUCCCGGCGCACUCGGAGCCCGGCGGGGACCGGGAGGCACAGGCGGGUGGCCCUCGAUCCGGGUGCUGGAGCCGAGCGGGGCCCCGGGGCCGAAGUUGGCCGGCCGCUCCGGGAGGCGGCGCGGGCAGCUUCCAGCCCCUGGUCGCGUCCUCGCCGGGACCCGCCGGCCGCCGGGGGACGCGAGCCGCAGCCCGGCCAACUCCGCGGCGGGGACGCCUUGCCGAGAACUUGAGGCUGGAGAGGGAUGUGAAAGCUCAAAAUGACCCUCCUACCGGGAGACAAUUCUGAUUACGACUACAGCGCUCUGAGCUGCACAUCGGAUGCCUCCUUCCAUCCAGCCUUCUUCCCCCAAAGCCAAUCACUCAAGGGUGUCUUCUACCGCCGGGCCCAGCGGCUGCGGCCGCAGGACGAGCCCCGCCAGGGCGGCCAGCCUGAGGACCGCAGGCGGCAGAUCAUCAUCAACGUGGGCGGCAUCAAGUACUCGCUGCCCUGGACCACGCUGGAGGAGUUCCCGCUGACGCGGCUGGGCCAGCUCAAGGCCUGCACCAACUUCGAUGACAUCCUCAACGUGUGCGAUGACUACGACGUCACCUGCAACGAGUUCUUCUUCGACCGCAACCCGGGAGCCUUCGGCACCAUCCUGACCUUCCUGCGGGCGGGCAAGCUGCGGCUGCUGCGGGAGAUGUGCGCCCUGUCCUUCCAGGAGGAGCUGCUCUACUGGGGGAUCGCCGAGGACCACCUGGACGGCUGCUGCAAGCGCCGCUACCUGCAGAAGAUCCAGGAGUUCGCCGAGACGGUGGAGCGGGAGGACGAGGACGACGCGCUGGACAGCGAAGACCUGGACAGCGAGGGCCCCGCGGAGGAAGAGGGCCGCCUGGGCCGCUGCAUGAGGCGGCUGCGCGACAUGGUGGAAAGGCCGCACUCGGGGCUGCCCGGCAAGGUGUUCGCCUUCCUGUCGGUGCUCUUUGUCACGGUCACAGCUGUCAACCUCUCCAUCAGCACCCUGCCCAGCCUGAGGGAGGAGGAGGAGCAGGGCCGGUGCUCCCAGAUGUGCCGCAACAUCUUCAUCGUGGAGUCGGUGUGCGUGGGCUGGUUCUCUCUCGAGUUCCUCCUGCGGCUCAUCCAGGCGCCCAGCAAGUUCGCCUUCCUGCGGAGCCCGCUGACGCUGAUCGACAUGGUGGCCAUCCUGCCCUACUACGUCACCCUGCUGGUGGAUGGCGCCUCCGCGGGCCGCCGCAAGCCCGGCACAGGCAACAGCUACCUGGACAAGGUGGGGCUGGUGCUGCGCGUCCUGCGGGCGCUGCGCAUCCUGUACGUCAUGCGCCUGGCCCGCCACUCGCUGGGGCUGCAGACGCUGGGGCUCACGGCCCGCCGCUGCACCCGCGAGUUCGGGCUCCUGCUGCUCUUCCUCUGCGUGGCCAUCGCGCUCUUCGCCCCGCUCCUCUACGUCAUCGAGAACGAGAUGGCCGAGAGCCCCGAGUUCACCAGCAUCCCUGCCUGCUACUGGUGGGCCGUCAUCACCAUGACGACCGUGGGCUAUGGCGACAUGGUACCCAGGAGCACGCCCGGCCAGGUGGUGGCGCUCAGCAGCAUCCUCAGCGGCAUCCUCCUCAUGGCCUUCCCCGUGACCUCCAUCUUCCACACCUUCUCCCGCUCCUACCUGGAGCUCAAGCAGGAGCAGGAGAGGGUGAUGUUCCGCAGGACCCAGUUUCUCAUCAAGACCAAGUCGCAGCUGAGCAGCAUGUCCCACGACAGUGACAUCUUGUUUGGAAGUGCCUCCUCGGACACCAGAGACAAUAACUGAGACCAGAGGACGCACCCCGCCACUGCCACCGCCAGGACGCGCCCCCGCCCCCUAACCCUGCCCGCCCUCUGAGGCUUGACGCUACCACCAUCGCUGCAGAAGCCUCCAAAGGCACGUGCUGCUUCUGAGCACAGCCCUGGCCUGGGAUGGACCGAGCCAUGCCCCAGGGAAGAUGGCCCCACCCCGGCAGGGGGUCCCUGGUCCCCUACGUCCAGAAGCGAAGCCCAGCACACAGUCCUGACAGUCCCCCACCCCACCCCACAACCCUCCCUAGCAAGGAGAUGGCUUGUUCUUUCCACCAUGUAAUUAACAUGCCCAGCAAAGACUCGCUUUGUGGGGCUGCCUAGGGAACAAUACAAACAGCAGCUGCAAGUC